Molecule: messenger RNA, 4906 nt
Organism: Xiphias gladius (swordfish)
Lineage: Eukaryota; Metazoa; Chordata; Actinopteri; Istiophoriformes; Xiphiidae
Gene: grk3
Product: G protein-coupled receptor kinase 3
Exons: 22
Coding region: 1594-3660 (688 amino acids)
Biological process (GO): G protein-coupled receptor signaling pathway; regulation of signal transduction; protein phosphorylation
Molecular function (GO): ATP binding; G protein-coupled receptor kinase activity; G protein-coupled receptor binding
Source: RefSeq, a predicted model, not a curated record
CGCAGGGGAAGAGCAGUCGGCGAAGAAGCAGCAAAAACUACCGCUGGCCAGCCGAUCUCCAUCUCCCAGCAGCGCUCCCUCCCCCUCCUUCACCACCACCACCACCACCACCAUCAGCGUCACCAUCAGCCCACAGUUAGUAGCUGUGUGCUGGGUCUCCAGGCGAGGAGGGUCGCCCCCCCAACGCUCGGGGUAACUCAACAGGCAACUAUGGAUUAUUUUGUGCGUUUUUGUCACAAUUUUUGACUCCGUUGGACUCUCGAAGACCGCUUUUUCCGGAGACGCUGCAAGACUUCCCCAAUACGAGCAACCAGUUUACUCGCAGCCGUUAGCUUAUUAAAUACAUCGCUGCCUGAAAUCGAGCCAGUGUUACUGUUAGUGGCAGCUGGUGCCCGCGUUUGCUACUGGCAACCGUGGCAUUUCGGCGUGUCCGAGCUGAGCUGAAAUAAUCCCCGCUGGAUGUAUGGUUGUAUUAAUCUCUCCAUACGUUAAUCGUUAGUUAGCCCAUUGGCUAGCAGGUUUCAUUUUGCUAGCUAGCGUGGUAGCUAACUAGCGGACGAACCCGAAUAUCGAUAUUGCCAGCAGGCUAGAAGCGAGUUAGCUUUCGGGCGCGUGGAUUGGGCUUGGGAUCGGUCGAUUGCACCCCCUUGCUUGGACUGGAUUUGGUGCUUAACCUUCCUAAAGUGUUUGUCCACAUCUUUUCGGGCGACAUUUUUUUUUUUUUUUUUUUUUAAUGUGUGUGUGUGUGUGUGUGUGUGUGUGUGUGUGAUUGAUUGACCCGAUAAGGAGGAACAUUGCAGCCUAUACAGGAAGCCAGCCAGCAGCAACGACGGAAACAUAAACAACAGCGGUGUGUGGAUUUUAGGGAAGGCAGAUCGGGACUACUGGCUCAUCCUUAACCUGUGCUCGUGUGGUUUUUAUUCGUGCCAAAACGCGCCCGAGAGACUUGCAUUUUUGUCGCACCAGCCGAGAUAUAUUAAGGACGACGACCUAUCACCCUGCUGGUUUACAUUUCAACCUGUCGCCCAGCGUCCUCCCCGCUCAGUGUCUCGGUGACUGUCGUUCGGGACCAAGAGGACCAGCUACACGUGUUUUGUGACCGUAACGCUUGGCUUCUGUUGCCGCCGAGGCAGGGAAGGGGCCGGUCACAUUUUUCUCCGUGUGGCCGCUGAAAUCAGAACAUUUUUUUUUUUUUUUCGACCGCACGGUGUUUACGUUUUGAGGAAAAUCCCCGAAACCCAUGCCGCACUGGAGACACACCAGUCGUUUGGACACACAUUUCCAUCGAGAGGAGCAGAAAAGUCCCCGGAGACCUGUGGGAUUUGACAGCUGUUUCCAGAUCCAGCAUCUGGUGCACUGCCCAUCUCCGUGAGACUUACCACGUUAUUCUAAAGCGAGGAGUUUGAGGCGAAGUGAACAGACCGCAGCCGGAGACAACGACACGGUUCCCGUCGAUGGUCAGCCCUGCCGCCCGCCCAGCUGGCCCCUUGAUGUUGCUCGUAUCUGGUGUAGGACGUUAUUUUUUAAUUCCCUAAAACGAAACCCACCCCUAGCCCGGUUAUUCUACUGAUUUGGUCGUCCCAGGGUCGAAAGAUGGCGGACCUCGAAGCAGUGCUCGCCGAUGUCAGUUAUUUGAUGGCGAUGGAGAAGAGCAAAUCUACUCCAGCGGCGCGGGCGAGUAAGAAAAUCAUCCUUCCCGAGCCCAGUAUUCGCAGUGUGAUGCAGAAGUACCUUGAGGAAAGAGAUGAACUGACAUUUGACAAAAUUUUCAACCAGAAAAUUGGCUUCCUACUGUUCAAGGACUUCUGCAUGAAUGAGAUCGACGAGGCCGUGCCACAGCUCAAAUUCUACGAAGAAAUUAAGGACUACGAGAAACUGGACUCGGAGGAGGAGAGGUUGAGCCGCAGCCGGCAGAUUUACGACGGCUACAUCAUGAAGGAGCUCCUGUCCUGCUCACAUCCAUUCUCUAAGAAAGCAGUGGACCACGUGCAGAGUCACCUGGCGAAGAAACAGGUUCCCCCAACUCUCUUUCAGCCAUACAUAGUGGAGAUCUGUGACAGCUUGAGAGGAAAGAUCUUCCAGAAGUUCAUUGAGAGUGAUAAAUUUACUCGUUUUUGCCAGUGGAAGAACGUGGAGCUCAACAUCCAUCUGACCAUGAAUGACUUCAGCGUGCAUCGGAUCAUCGGCAGAGGCGGCUUCGGAGAGGUGUACGGCUGCAGGAAGGCCGACACAGGGAAGAUGUAUGCCAUGAAGUGUUUGGACAAGAAGAGGAUCAAGAUGAAGCAGGGGGAGACUCUAGCGCUCAAUGAGAGAAUCAUGCUGUCAUUAGUCAGCACAGGGGACUGUCCAUUCAUUGUGUGCAUGACGUACGCUUUCCACACCCCCGACAAGCUCUGCUUUAUCCUGGACCUCAUGAACGGAGGCGACCUGCACUACCACCUGUCUCAGCACGGCGUGUUCAGCGAGAAAGAGAUGCGUUUCUAUGCGGCUGAAAUCAUCCUGGGUCUGGAACACAUGCACAACCGCUUCGUUGUCUACAGAGACCUCAAGCCAGCUAAUAUCCUGUUGGAUGAACACGGUCAUGUUCGGAUCUCCGACCUCGGCCUGGCCUGCGACUUCUCCAAGAAGAAACCCCACGCCAGUGUCGGUACUCAUGGUUACAUGGCUCCAGAGGUUCUUCAGAAGGGGACGGCGUACGACAGCAGCGCCGACUGGUUCUCCUUAGGCUGCAUGCUCUUCAAACUCCUCAGAGGGCACAGUCCCUUCAGACAGCACAAGACCAAAGACAAACACGAGAUUGACCGCAUGACGCUCACCAUGAAUGUGGAGCUGCCAGACUCUUUCACUGCAGAGCUCAAAGAUCUGCUGGAGGGGCUGCUGCAGAGAGAUGUGUCCAAGAGGCUGGGCUGCCAGGGCCGAGGAGCCCAAGAGGUGAAGGAGCAUCAGUUUUUCAAAGGCAUUGACUGGCAGCAGGUGUACCUCCAGAAGUACUCUCCUCCUCUAAUCCCCCCCAGGGGAGAGGUGAACGCUGCAGAUGCUUUUGACAUAGGCUCUUUUGAUGAGGAGGACACCAAAGGCAUCAAGUUACUGGACAGUGACCAGGAGCUGUACAAGAACUUUCCUCUGGUCAUAUCAGAGCGCUGGCAGCAGGAGGUGGCCGAGACGGUCUACGAGGCGGUCAACUCGGACACGGACAAGAGCGAGGCUCGCAAGAGGGCCAAGAACAAGCAGCUGGGCCACGAGGAGGACUACGCCCUGGGUAAGGACUGUAUAAUGCACGGCUACAUGUUGAAGCUGGGGAACCCGUUCCUGACUCAGUGGCAGCGUCGAUACUUCUAUCUCUUCCCCAACCGUGUGGAGUGGAGGGGAGAGGGCGAGUCCCGGCAAAACCUGCUGACGAUGGAGCAGAUCGUGACGGUGGAGGAAACGCAGAUUAAAGACAAGAAAUGUAUUCUGCUGCGCAUCAAAGGAGGGAAGCAGUUUGUGCUGCAGUGUGAGAGUGAUCCAGAGUUCGUGCAGUGGAAGAAAGAGCUGACCGAAGCGUUCACAGAGGCCCAGAAGCUGCUGCGUCGCGCCCCCAAGGUCAUCGGCAAAGGGCGGGCCGGAGUGGUGGAGCUCUCCAAACCCCCCCUCACACACCGCAAUAGCAAUGGCCUGUGAAUACACACACAUAUAUAAGUACACAAUGCACACACACACACACACGUUGACACACGCGCACACACACACACACAGACACACAUACGCACGCACACACACACACACACACUGCAUCCCACCUCCGCCCUCCUCAUCGGCCGCAGGACGUUUGCCCUGAUACCUUCCCACCACCCGCCCACAAGGCCCUCACAGUGUGUGUACGGACCGUGCCCACAAGCCUCUUAUUGAACACACACACACACUUACGACAUGACGACCAAUCAUAAGCACGUAAUAGUUUUUUGUUUUUGUUUUCCUGCCAUGGGACCCAGCCAGUCAGCGAGACGAAGACAGGACGACGAAGCGGGGAGAGAAACAUCCGGGAGGACUCAGCAUGUGAAGAACCUCUGCGUGAAUGUGACGAGGACUAACGCUCAGUCCUCUCUCGUUCUCGUCCUUCUCUUUUUCACUGUCCUCCCUGUUUCCUCUCUCCUCCCGUCCCCCCCACCACCUUAAUCGGUUUGAAUCAGGUGAAUGUGGAACCAGGACCCGCAGUAGCCUGACAGACUCCUCCAAAAACCCCACAGAGCUAAAGAUCUGACUUGUGUUGGCCAGAUAAGAGGCACUGCUCUCGCCGCUCGCUCUCUCUGAGGCGACGCAGAUGAGGCCGAGCGUUAGCGGGGAAUGUCAUUCUGUGAGAGGAAAAGAAAAAGGCUGCUCGGCUGGUUCCUCUCAGCCCUCCCUCUAACCAUUCCUCCCUCUGUUACUGAAGUGCGUAAGUGCCAACAUCAAUAUUUACUUGAGUCACCUGAGCACCCGGGAGGAAAUGCUUCGGUGGCCGAUAUCGCGCCCCCGAUACGCAGAGGCGGUGGGGUGGGGGCGGCUGAUCAUUCCAAUGCAGAGAACCGGAAGUGCGAGGACCACGGACUCUUUCAGAUUGGCUCUUGUACAGCCAGUUACCAUAGAGACUGAGAUUUCAUUGGCCGAAAAAACAGCAGCCGGUUGCUAUGGGAACCAUGAAGACUGGUAUACCUGGGGAUUGGUAACCACGGACAACGGUGUAACUAUUGUGUAUGAAGGCUACACUUGCAGAAAAAGAAGAGAUAGCAGAGCGAGGACGGGGGGGGGGGCGAGGAAGUGACUCUCAGUGUAUAUAAGGAACCCUUUCUCUGUGCAUCUCCAGUGUUUAAGUCUAACGUGUUUGCAUUAUCGGGGACUUCUCUGUCUGCCUGUUUGUAAAUCUGUCCUGGCUUUCGGGGAAGGGAAG